Mercenaria mercenaria is the source of this 2597-nucleotide messenger RNA. RefSeq lists its product as uncharacterized. The record is from RefSeq and is a predicted model, not a curated record. The transcript has 5 exons. The coding region runs from base 1531 to 2304 and encodes 257 amino acids. Lineage: Eukaryota; Metazoa; Mollusca; Bivalvia; Venerida; Veneridae.
GUAAAAGGAUGUUGUUCUUUACUAUUUAGAAACAAUUCUAUCAGAAAUUGUAUUUAACAGAAAUUUACUGCUUUUGCUUAAGUAGGAAAACUAAUUGUACAUGGAAAGUGAAACAGUAAAUGCUAACACAAAUACAAACAACUUAUUAUUACAUAUCUCCGUUACGUAGAGUAUGACUAGAGAUGUCAAUAUCCAUAUUUAACGUGUAAAUUUCAUAUCAGGUGCGUGACGUCAUUUCAGACGCCAUUUCAAUUGAUUGUGUCGCGUUAAAAUCUCAUUAACGGAUAUCUUUGUUAUUUCACCUAGGCUUAAGAACAAAUGUAAAUCAUUGUUAUAUUUAUAUACUGUUAAGAAUAGAUUCGUGUUGAGAAAUAUGCGCCCGUUCUGUCGCGUAUAAAUAAUACGCCCCAGAAAAUAUUUCUGCUGCGAAACUUAUACAAAUUUAUCGAUGCAUAAAUAAAAAUAUAUAAAUAUUGUUAAAUUACACUUCUGUGAGACGACUUUUACCAAUACCAUUGGAACUUAAAAGCGUUAAACAUGUACACGUCGCUUAAAUAUUUUAAGAAUAAUACUAUAUUGUUUUCUACAAUACAAUAUCAAAUUGCAACAUGUCACCCUAGGUUUAACUUUGUGUUGUACGAUAUUUCUAUUUAUGAGAAAAUGUGAAAAUAUUGCAUAAAGGAAUAGUAUGAACAUUAGAUAUUUUAGAUUAUGGAGACUAAAACCAGAACACAAGAAUUUCUAACCUUGUUAAGUGAAAACCGAACGACCGAGGCUAGGAGAAUACUUGGACAUGUAGAAUAUGAAUUAAGUAUGUUACCAUCUAAUUUGCCUCGUUCUCAAAAAGGUGUAGUGAAAGAGAUAAAUGUAAUCAUUGCUCGUUUAAAUGAAGGAUAUGACGGAUCAGCAAUCACUAAGGCUAAGACAGCACUAGCGAACUUUGCCCAGUACCGCAUGCACAGUUUUAUCAAGGUAAUUAUAUUUCUUAAUGGUUCCUUAAAUGUUUUUGUCGUGAACUCUUUCCCUAAACCUUUGAAUUGGCUGUAUGUUAUGUAUUAUUUAUAAAAUUAAUUGUCACGUUUUUUUUUUCUAUUUAUAUUGUAAAUGCAGAUUGGUGAUUAUAUGAAUAUGUGUUAAUUUUGAAAUUGUAUGAUAAUUAUAUAUGCUUAUAAGACCUUAAAUUAAAUGCUAAUAUGAAACGAAAAUAGAGAUUGUUAAGUGAAUUCGUAUAAUCUGCACUAAUAUUUCAAGCAGAUUAUUUGAUUUGCUAUUGUUUAUUAUCUUCUUCCAUUGGAUCCAAAAUUAGACAGAAAACCUCUAGUCAAAAUACAGACAAACCCUUUUAUCUUCAUUAUUAAUUAUAGGGUAAAUAUCCCUCACAACAAAUAAUGAACCAUACAUUAAUUUCGGAGCUUUCUUAGUAAAGAUAUCACAAGAUAUUAUGACCCCUCAUCUGGUCGCGGAGAUUCCUAUGUGGACAUUCCCGCACAAGUUAGAACACGUCGGAGAGUUGUUGGCUGGCAAAAUAUUAUGUCAGAUUUUUCUCACAAGGAACAUAGCAGAAAAGAAACCAAUGAUUUAUGGACUAUUGAAGCAAUACUUGAAGCAGGAGAAGGAACAGAGUUCAUUAAAGAAAGUAUGAAGUCAGGAAAAGGUACCGAUCGUGUACAAACAGACAAUGACGGCAAGAAAGAUUUCAACACACCUACACUUGUUGCUGAGAAAUUCACAGACCUUUACCACAAUGAGUGGGUAGAAGCUUUUGAAAUACUAAGCAAGGGAAAACUUCACGAGAGGUCAAUCAUUCAGUUGUUGCUGGAAGUCGUGGAAGAAGCUUAUAGGUUUUGUCAACAGGAGGCAGCACGUCAAGUGCAGGAUUUGCAUUCAGCGUUCCUUGACAUCCUGGAGUUCGGAACAAAUAUGGGAAAUUAUCGAGAAAGGCCCUCAAAAUCCAGUUUGAUUGCAAAGUACCGUAAGGAUAUGGCAGGAUCUGCCUUAAAAAAGCUUAUUCAGGGGUUCUAUGAUAAGAAAUUCAAGGAUAUUUGUAUUGCAAAGUUAGGGACGGUGCCUGAUAAAAAAGGAGUAGGCUCUAAUUAUGCAAACAAGGCUGUUGAAGUCACGUGGUGGAUGUGUGUGCAAGACCCACCGGUUUAUAUGAUUCCCACCAGUAAAGACGGUUUCGAUCCAAAACUGUAUACCGCCUACAGUAAAACGUCGAGUCAUCCAGAUUACUUCGUAUGGCCGGCAUUAAGAUAUUCCCAUAGCGGCGAAGUUCUACAAAAGGGCGUUGUGCAAUAUAAGUAGUUUUUAGUUCAUGCCUAAUGUACUAGUAGCAUUUUUGUGUUUAAUUCAGCAGUGUAUUGUUGAAAGAAAUGUAACAAGAAAUGUAUAGUGCUCAAUACAUUUCUUCUUUUCAUCUUCUGAUGUUUAUGAUAUAUGGAAAGUGAAAUGUUCAAUUUAGACAUUAUUUGUUAAUGAAAUAUUUUCAAUAAUAAGACUGUCCUUACUCUAAACUUGUAUUCAAUCAUCGGUAUGCAUGAAACAUGAUUUAACAAUAUAUUUGCUUAUAUGAUGGUAUAAUAAACUCGUAUACCUUG